This is a messenger RNA of Phalacrocorax carbo (great cormorant), 3472 nucleotides long. The record is from RefSeq and is a predicted model, not a curated record. NCBI's taxonomy places the organism in Eukaryota, Metazoa, Chordata, Aves, Suliformes, Phalacrocoracidae.
AUGUGCGCGGCGGGGAGGCGGCGGGGCCGGUGGGAGCGAGCCCUGCUGUGGUGCGUGCUGGCGGCGGCGUGGGAGGCGGCGUGGGGGCAGCUGCGCUACUCGAUUCCCGAGGAGGUGCCGAAGGGCUCGUUCGUGGGCGACGUGGGCAAGGACCUGGGGCUGGAGCUGCCGGCGCUCCGACACCGCGGCGUCCGCAUCCUGGACAGAGGUAGGACGCAGUAUUUCGCUCUGCACGGGAAGACGGGACAUUUAGUGGCGGCGGAGAGGAUAGACAGAGAGCAGCUGUGCCGGCUGGUGGAGAAAUGCAUUCUGCGCUGUGAGGUGAUAGUGGAGGGGGAAAUGCAAGUUUACGGAAUCGAAGUGGAGAUCACGGACAUAAACGACAACGCGCCCAGCUUCCGAGAGGCAGAAAUGGAGCUGCGAUUGAGCGAGACGACAGCCCCGGGGUCGCGGUUUCCUGUUGCCGAGGCUCACGACCCCGACGCGGGACCGAAUGGCGUGCAGAGGUACGAGCUGAGCGGCGACGAGCACUUCUCGCUGGCCGUGCAGGCGGGCCCCGGCGGGGAUGAGCGUCCCGAGCUGGUGCUGGCGAAGGCGCUGGACCGGGAGGCGGCGGCGUUUCACGAGCUGGUGCUGAGGGCGAGCGACGGCGGAGAGCCGGCGCGGACGGGCACGGCGCGGAUCCGCGUGGCGGUGCUGGACGCGAACGACAACGCGCCCGCCUUCAGCCAGGCGGAGUACACGGUGCGCGUGCCGGAAGACGUGCCCGUGGGCUCCGCCCUCGUCACCCUCACGGCCACCGAUGCCGACGAGGGGACGAACGGGCACGUGAAAUACUCGUUCAAGAGAAUCACAGACAAAGCCUCGCAGAUUUUCGAGCUGAACAGUGCGACGGGAGCGAUCACACCGGUGCGGAGCCUGGACUUUGAGGAAGGUGGUUCGUACGAAAUGGAGGUGCAGGCACGAGACGGCGGGGGCCUUUCCGACACGGCGAAAGUCGUGAUCACGGUGACAGACGUGAACGACAACGCGCCUGAACUGACUGUGUCGUCAGCGCUGCGCGAGAUCUCUGAGGACGCGCCGUCGGGGACGGUGGUGGCCCUGGUGCACGUGCAGGACCGGGACUCGGGGCCGAACGGGGAGGUGCGGUGCUCGGUGGACGGGGGCGUCCCGUUCCGCCUGGAGAGAUCGUUUGAUAAUUACUACAGCGUGGUGACGGCGAGAGAGCUGGACCGCGAGGAGGUGUCGGAGUACAACGUGACGGUGCGGGCGGCGGACGGCGGGUCGCCGGCGCUGUGGAGCAGCGCGGUGCUGGCGCUGCGGGUGCUGGACGUGAACGACAACGCGCCGGUGUUCGCGGAGGCGCGCUACAGCGCCCGGCUGCCCGAGAACAACGCGGCGGGCGCGCUGGUGCUGACGGUGCGGGCGACGGACGCGGACUGGGGGCAGAACGCGCGCGUGCGGUACCGGCUGUCGGAGGGGCGGGUGCGGGGCGCGCCGCUGUCGUCGUACGUGUCGGUGCAGGCGGAGACGGGCGCGCUGUACGCGCUGCGCCCGUUCGACUACGAGGAGGUGCGCGAGGUGGGGCUGUGGGUGCGGGCGGAGGACGGCGGCGCGCCGCCGCUGAGCAGCAACGUGUCGGUGCGGCUCGUGAUCGUGGACGAGAACGACAACGCGCCGCAGGUGCUGUACCCGCCGGCGGCGGCGGCGCCGGGCGCGGGCUGGGCGGGCGUGGAGCUGGCGCCGCGCUCGGCCGAGCCCGGGGCGCUGGUGGCCAAGGUGGUGGCGGUGGACGCGGACGCGGGGCAGAACGCGUGGCUGUCGUACGAGCUGGCCAAGGCGACGGAGCCGGGGCUGUUCCGCGUGGGGCUGCACAGCGGCGAGGUGCGGACGGCGCGCUUCCCGCUGGCCCGCGACGCGGCGCGGCAGAGCCUGGUGGUGGUGGUGAAGGACCACGGGCGGCCGGCACUGUCGGCCACGGCCACGCUGACGGUGGUGCUGGCCGAGAGCGUGGCCGAGCUGCUGUCGGAGCUGGGCAGCGCGGCGGCGGCGGCGGAGGCGGCGGGGGAGCCGGCCGGCAGCCUGACGCGGUGGCUGGUGGUGGCCGUGGCGGCCGUGUCCUGCCUCUUCCUCGCCUUCCUGCUGCUGCUGCUGGCGCUGCGCCUGCGGCGCUGGCGCCGCUCGCAGCUGCUGGCGGCGGGCAGCGGCGCCUUGCGCGGCGUGCCGGCCUCGCACUUCGUGGGCAUCGACGGCGUCCGCGCCUUCCUGCACUCCUACUCGCACGAGGUGUCGCUCACCGCCGACUCGCGCAAGAGCCAGCUCCGCUUGUCGGGCGGCAGCUGCUGCGACACCCUCCCGGCCCGGCCGCCGCCCGACGAGCCCGCGCCGCUGCUCGGGGAGGACGCUGCCGGCGCCCGCCUCGCGGACCCCGCCCCUGCCCCGGUGAGUUCCUAUAGCGAGACUUCCUCUGCCACGCUUCCCUCUGCUGCUUCUCUGCCCUACCCCCUCGUGCUCUGUGUCCUGGGUAGGGAGGUUUCCUUACAAGGAAGGCAACGCUUCGGCCAGCGCCGCGCCGUGUGCUGGUGCCUCUUGCUGCCGGGAGGGAAACGCCGUGCGAUUGUGGCUCAGCGUUGCCGUUGUUGUGGGAGGCAGGAGAAUUGAGGCUCCUGUUGGCUGGCCUGCGUUUAGAGCGGAUAUUUGUGUCACAUCGUUACAGUGUCACACGGUGUUCCCUGACCCAGUCUGUCUUGGAGGACCGCUCCUCAUUUACUUUUAGAGCCUUGCUGUUUCUCCUCUGAAGUGUAGUGAGCACACAAGUGAUUCUUCCUUCUCAGUACAGAGUGGUAAAGGUCACAGAAUCACAGAACGUUAGGGGUUGGAGGUGAAUAUGAGUGGAUCUCACGGAAUGGUAUCGCAGAAUGCUAGGGUUUGGAAGAGACCUCUGGAGAUCAUCUUGUCCAUCGUCCCUGCUUGAGCAGGGACACCUCUGUGUGAAGUCCAUGCUGUGAUCCUGGUGCCUUGUAUGGAGAAAUGAUCUGGGCCACUGAACCUUUGAUGUCAUGUUGUUGCAAAUUAUGAGGGUCAAAGAACACGGAGCAAGUUGUGUGAUGGUGGAGAGGAGAGUCGUGGGAACUUAAGACCAUUAGUAGAAUGCGCUGUUGAAGGACAUGAGAGGGGUGGUUUGCUCCUUUCCCUGUUCAGUGCCUAGCUGUAGGUUAAUGCAAUGUGAAUUUCUUCUUCCCGAGUAAGUUUGGCCUAAGACACUGGGAGCCCUGGGAGGUGCUUCCCGUGUGCUUGCAUGUUGUCAUCGAUUCUUAACUAACAGCUUAAAUCUGUACUUAUGAUAAAAGCAUAACUGGAUCUUUGGAGGUGCCAACUGAUUAUUCAUUCCCCACUAAGUUUCUUUGUUUUGUGCCUACUCUCUAAGUGCCCUAAUCUAGAAGUGCAUGUGUAAAUUAGAAAGAUGCAAGUU